This is a messenger RNA of Chara braunii, 1280 nucleotides long. Lineage: Eukaryota; Viridiplantae; Streptophyta; Charophyceae; Charales; Characeae. The record is from the annotation of a GenBank genome assembly.
GGGAUGUCAAACUGGAUAGGACAUAAUCUGCUGGCAGAGCAGGUUGAAGAACAAGAGCAACGGAAACGGGAAAAAGUGAAGUUGGAACUGCUUGAGGAUGAGAAGAAGAAAUUACAAGCAAAGGAGGAGAAACAAGUUCAGGCGACCAGAGAUUAAAAACAGCAGGAAGCUAGAUUGGGUAGGAUUGUGCGAAUGAGUGUUAAGACGGUGUGUGAAUCAGCCCUCGGGAGGAAGGUGGACAUCCCGGAGGAUGACGACAACGAGGUAGCAAAACUAAGGAAGGAGCUGGAGGAGCUGCACGCCAAGAGUCAUGGUGAGUCUAGUGAAUCCCGUUUGGAGGCCUUGUGGAAGGAGAAGGAGGCACUCCUGAAAAGGAAUCAGGAAAGUGAGGAGGAGAAACUAAACAUGGAGAUUGCCGAGCUGAAGAGCAGGAAGGAGCAGGGCAGAUCUACAUGUGAAGGACAGGAUGCAAUCAUAGCAUUGCAACUGCAGAUCAAGGAGCUGGGGGCUUUUAGGACAGCUCCUGAGGAAAGAAACGCGGAAGCCUCAGCACUGAAAUCGGAGAACAGGCAUCUGAAGAAAUAUAUCUCCGAGCUACGCAAGGAAUUUGUCAAUAUCAAGGGCAAGAGGAUAGCAGAGGCGGUAACGAAAAGCAGCCCACCAGAGGAACCGGCAAAAGGCAAGCAACGGGCUGAUCCUUCUACAAUGGCGGUGUACAUGCUAAGGAUCUUGAGGCUAUUCAGAAGGCAAGACCAUGGUAAGAAAAACAACACCACGCAACCUGAGAACAAGCUUUUAGGCAGUGGAGGUGCACGUUCUAUUGUUGAUGUAGCCCAUGAUCUGGAAGUUGCGAAGAUGGCGGGUUUUCGGGAGGCAAGGUUGAAGGAUCUCCAACAGGCAAAGAAGGCAGACAUGGAAACGGCUUGUGCUGAAGAAGGUAUCUCUUAUAUUAAGUUGGAACAAGCCAAAGCGGAUGUUGCAGAGAUUAGAGCAAGCCGCGAUUAUGCUGAAUGGCUCAAGGAGAAGGAAAAAGGACAAGAUGAUCACCAGGAUCAGCACUACGCGACAACAACCGAGGAAGUUGGGGAGGAACGAGGGGACUCCCUAAGUGUGUCAUAUCUAUGGGAGUUGACCUUGCUAUGUCGUGAUUUCUAUGUAGAUUUACACUCCGACCAGUUUUAUGAUGUUUUAAAUUCUCGAUUGGUGGUGAUACUGCUCAUCUUCCAGGGAGGGAUUAGAUGGUGUGGUUAGCGCCUCGCUGAUAAAAUUUUUCAGUAAGA